Echinops telfairi (small Madagascar hedgehog) is the source of this 1207-nucleotide messenger RNA. RefSeq names its product ubiquitin specific peptidase 50 (gene USP50). Gene Ontology annotation, molecular function: cysteine-type deubiquitinase activity. The record is from RefSeq and is a predicted model, not a curated record. The transcript is spliced from 7 exons. Lineage: Eukaryota; Metazoa; Chordata; Mammalia; Afrosoricida; Tenrecidae. Bases 1 to 1125 code for a protein of 374 amino acids. Gene Ontology annotation, biological process: protein K48-linked deubiquitination; protein K63-linked deubiquitination; Ras protein signal transduction. Gene Ontology annotation, cellular component: dendritic spine; cytosol; extrinsic component of plasma membrane.
AUGACUUCCGAAGGGCCUUUCCAGGCCGACGACUUCGGAAUCUACUACAUCCUCGCGGAAUGUGCAGAUAACUAUGGCUGCAGGCCAGCCAAGCAGGCCAAGGAGCGCCAGCCCCACGCACAAGGCGUGACGGGCCUGCGGAACUCGGGCAACACGUGCUACAUGAACGCCAUCCUGCAGUGCCUGUGCAGCAUCUCGCCGCUCGCGGAGUACUUCCUCUCCGGAAAGUACAUCACCGCCCUGCAAAAGAGCUGCGGGGAGGUGGCCACGGCGUUUGCCUACCUGAUGACGGACAUGUGGCUCGGAGACGCCGACUCCGUCUCGGCCGACAUCUUCCGGUCGGCUCUGGGGAGCCUCUACCCGGCGUUUCUGAAGAGGACACAGCAGGACGCUCAGGAAUUCUUAAUUUACGUCCUGAAUGAACUUCACGAAGCUCUGAAAAAGGUUCGGAAUCACCACAGAGCACUCGGGAUAGGACCUACUCAACGAUGCUGCAGGAAGGUGGUUUCCAGGGAGUCCUCCGUCAUCACACGGCUUUUUGAAGGGCAGCUCAACUACGGGAUCAUCUGCUUGAAGUGUGAGAACUGCACCCACAAGAACGAAGUCUUCACCGUCCUCUCCCUCCCCAUCCCCACCGAGUACCAGUGCUCUCUGCAGGACUGUCUCCAGUGCUUUUUUCAGCAAGACACACUGACCUGGAACGACCAACUCCAUUGCUCCUUUUGUGAGACCAAGCAGGAAGCAGCCGUGAGGGCCAGUAUCGCCAAGGCACCCAAGAUCAUUGUUUUUCACUUAAAAAGGUUCCAGGUUCAGGGCACAGUGAAGAGGAAGCUGAGGGCAGACGUUCAUUACCCACUCACCAACCUGGACCUCACGCCCUACAUCUGUCCAGUGUUCCGGAAACAGCCGAAAUACAACCUCUGUGCAGUGGUGAACCAUUUUGGUGACCUGGACGGCGGCCACUACACGGCCUUCUGCAAGAACUCUGGUACCCAGAGCUGGUUCAGCUUUGACGACUGUCGAGUCAGUGAGAUCCCCAGCACUGCAGUUCAGACGUCCACAGCCUACCUCCUGUUCUACAGCUGCCAGCCCUUCUCCAGACCCGUACAGAAGCGCAAGCCCUAGGGAGGCGUUUCCUGACGUCUGCAAACAGCAAUCAGAAACUGAGAGCUACGUUUUACCUUGUCAUUAAACUCUUGCAAUGUCA